AUCUCAUAAAACCACAAUUCUCUACCAACUCUCCUCAAAAGCUCUCUCCUUCUUAAGUGAAUAAACAAAAACUUUCAUAUCGAUAGUACUAAGACAAAAAUGGAUCAAAAUUUGCCAAUCAUAGCAAAGAAGUUCUGGAAAAUAGUCCGAGUGGCUUACUUCAUGUUGAGAAAAGGGUUAUCAAAGAGAAAACAAAUGUUUGAUCUCAACUUAUUUAUGAAACGUGGCAAGAUUGCUGGCAAAGCCGCCUUUCAAAAUCUCAUGUUCCAGGGCCAUAAUACCCAAGGCCACCAAUCAUCUUCCAAAGAGUACUAUGAGUUCAGCUGCAGUAACAGCCCUGCUUUCCACCUCCCUUUCAACCUCAACAAACGCAAUAAGCAGACUCACCAUGCACCUGCCAUUGAACACGACGAUGUUUUAAUGAUGAACUCUGCCGUUUUGAAGGCAUUGGAAAUACUUCAGAGUGAAACGGCGUCACCUGCAUUGCCUGGAUUCGGUAGAACUCCAACAGUGAGGCAAUUAAGGGUCACUGACUCUCCUUUUCCUCUAAGAGAUGCUGACUGUGACAUUAGCCACGUAGACGAGAAAGCUGAUGAAUUCAUUUCACGGUUCUACAGAGAUUUGAGAAGAGAGGCCUCUGCUUUUUCUUAGUUAUUCGGAGUUUUUAGAAGAAUACAUAAAAAGAAAAUAAUGUUAGUAUAUAAAUGUGAUGAUGCUCCCCUUAGCUAAUUUGUUUCAUCCUAUAAUACAUUCAAGGCUGAAGUCUUGAAAUUUUGCAUUCACAAAUUCUUUUUCUCUUAAUUUGAUUGUCGACGACUUGUAC
Messenger RNA from Lycium ferocissimum, 823 nucleotides. RefSeq lists its product as uncharacterized. The transcript has a single exon. The coding region runs from base 100 to 651 and encodes 183 amino acids. Lineage: Eukaryota; Viridiplantae; Streptophyta; Magnoliopsida; Solanales; Solanaceae. The record is from RefSeq and is a predicted model, not a curated record.